AUGGUUAUUUCCAAUGUGUUUAAUGAGUUCCCAGAAAUAGAGAGAUUGGAAGGUUAUGUUGAUGUUGAAAAUAAAGCCUCAAAAAUGGUGCUGGAGAAGGCUGGUUUUCUGAAGGAAGGUAUGCUAAGGAAAUAUUUUGCUGUCAAGGUUUGCUACCAGGAUGAACUUGCUUUAGAAAAUGCCGAGGAAUUGAAGACGCUAAGAAAGGGGUAA
This is a messenger RNA of Dovyalis caffra, 213 nucleotides long. Lineage: Eukaryota; Viridiplantae; Streptophyta; Magnoliopsida; Malpighiales; Salicaceae. The record is from the annotation of a GenBank genome assembly.